AGUGUAAGUAUAUCAGUGAAAGAGGUUUGACCCUGAGUAAUGAGAGGACAGUGAAGGGUCGGGACGGGUAGAGCGCAGCCUAUUUGUCCCGCGGAAUAUCAAGUAUGCCCGCGUUUUGCUGCGGGAUUCACCACAUUUCUCCCCAGUUAUCACUUUUAAUAAGUUUUCCAGUUGCUUAAAUCAGGAUUACGUUUCUGGGCUUGAAGAUGCCUUUGAUCAUUCCUUUUGCACUUUGGACUUUUCUACUGUCCCUGCUGAAACCGGGAUAUUCCAAUUACUCUGUAGAUCAAUGCAAUUGGAAAGGAAGUGGUCUGUCCCAGGAGCCCGGCAGCGUGGAGCAGAUCUUCCUUCACUGCGCCGAAGGGGACGUGGAGUGGCUGUACCCGGUGGGAGCGCUGCGACUUAGCCUCUCUCCCCGGCUCCCCUCGGGGCCAGCCUCCUCGGCCACCCGAGGAAACUUCGGUCGCAUCACGGCGUGCAUCAAACCCGCCGAGACCUUUCGGGGGGCUCAGAUCUACCUGGAGCAAGGAGCAGAGCUGCAGCUGCUGGUCCGAGAUCAGCAGAGAGAGGAGGAAGAGGAGGAGGGGGCCGAGCCGAAAGUUCACUGCUUCAGCCGCUUGGCCGGCGAGAGGGUGGCGCUCUUCAUCCAAUCCACACUGCACCGGGACAUCAGCCGCCGGAUUGCUGCCUUUAAGUACGACCUCCGCGGGGAAUGGAGCUCUGGAGCACUGCUCCCUCAGCAGGCUGAAAGAGCAUGUAGACCAUGCAAUGACACAGAGGUUCUUAUGGCUGUCUGCACAAGUGAUUUUGUGGUACGCGGUCACAUUCGAAGUGUGAUUCAUGACAGAGAGCGCCAGGAAUCUGUUGUAAACGUGGGCACCACCAAAAUUUACAGACAGAAGUACAUGCUCUUCCACCCAGUAGGGAAAUAUGGAAAAUCAUUUGGGGAAGUGAGGACAUUCUUGAAGUGUGGUGUGAAGCAAGGAGUUGGGAGCUUCAUUUUCACAGGCCAUGUCCACUUUGGAGAGGCGUGGCUUGGGUGUGCACCUCGCUACAAAGAUUUUAAGAGGAUUUAUGAAGCAGCCAAAGAAACACAUGAGAAUCAAUGUGAGAUUGAAUCAGACUGAAACUGCUUUGCAGUUAUUGGCAGAAAAGGAGGGUAAAACAUAUGUCACUGCAGUGAUACGGUACGUGAGAAAUCAUGUUGUGAAGGAAUCCCUGAAAAGAUUUUGGAGGAUUGAUUCAUUGUCCAGUGAGAACGUCUGUGACUGUACUGCUAACCUCAUUGUGCAAAGCAACUGUGGGAUUGAUUUAUUGUCUGAUGCAACAAUUGUUAUUACACAGCAAGUUUGUGUGUGAAGGACAUUUGGAAAGGAAGGGGAGUGAUUUAUUGCCCCUUGUGAACAAUUAAGAACAUGCACUCAGUUUCACUUUGUGAAGGGCCUUUUUGGUUGAAUAAUAAAUAUGUAAAAUAGUUUCAUAUCAGAACACCACCUUCUUGCAGGGCAAUGGUGUCUACCACAAUAAAAUUAGUUUCAAAGUCAAAUGGUACAACUGAUUCAGCAUCUAAGUAGAACAUUCCAAAUAUAAUGUAUGAUGUACAGAUCACAUGGCUCUAUGUCGGUGCUUAUGAAGAUCUUUAACCAAAACUAAACGGCCUUCAACAGAGGUUGUUGACCAAUAGGAUCGAUGACUGAUGUUUUAUCAUAUGAUAAGUCCAAGUGAACAUUCUGGGUUAUUCAGAUGAGGUGAAAUUGAAGACCAGGUCAAAGUUUCCUCCUUUAAUAAGAGAAUGUUUACUUUGUAUAUUUUUGUUAUUUAUGAUUUGAUUUGAUGCAACUUUAGAAGGAGACCACAGUAAUAAUUGGAGUGUUGGUUAUUGCUGGCACAUACAGUCCAAAUACUGAACAUUUAAGCCUUGGUAACAGAAAUCUGUAGCAUUUCUGUUUGCUAGUUUCCAUGCUCUUGUUGAAGCUAGACUCUUAUGCAUAAGUUCCCUUAUCACCCUGUGAUCUCUGCUCUCAAACCAUAGGCUCUCCAUUCAGCCUAUUUAAGGACUUCGAUUUGGUUGUCUUCUUUAUAAUCCUUACACCGUUCUAUGUCUUUGCUUUUCCUUUGAAUUAAAUAGUAAUCCACCACUUCCAGUAAAGAUGCUCUUAGCAAGCAAGAUACUAGGGCAUUUAUUAUGAAAACCUGAACAUGUUAGAGAAUGGAGAAAUGCACUUCCUUGCUGUGGAAGCCUAGCUCUAUUUUGGUAUUUGGAAAAAUGUGAAGAAAGUUACAUAUUAUGUAAAUAUCUGGAGCUUUAAAGUGGGCUGCCACUAAACACAAGACCCACUGGUAAUGUUAAUGCACAAAGCUACAACUUUUAAAAUCAUAUUCGAAAGGGGCAACAUUUGAGGAUUGGUCAAAACCCUGUUAUGGAAUAAACAAAGUGAAUAAAAUGGGCCAAAAUCUUUACUCUGCUUCUAUUUCUUUGUCUUUUCAUUGGCUUGCUGUAGAGCGAUGGUAUUAGCAAUUCUGCUCAUAUAAGAUAUUUAGUACAGUGCCAUUUUAUCAGUGGCCUUGGUUAUGUUUGUGUAUCUACAGCUAGUUUGAGUGUAUAUAGUGUAAAUAUUUGUUUAAAAAAGAAUCCUAAAUUCAAUGGAUGGAAAAAUUGAGAACUUCUGAGUCUAUGUAUAAAUAUGGGCUGUAGUUUCAUUUUUUUUUUAAAGAAGGCCUUUUUACUUUUCAAAAGUUUAUUAAAAUCUAAAGUUGAUUUGC
Pristis pectinata (smalltooth sawfish) is the source of this 2763-nucleotide messenger RNA. It is a transcript of the gene metrn, whose product is annotated as meteorin, glial cell differentiation regulator. The coding region runs from base 207 to 1127 and encodes 306 amino acids. The transcript has 4 exons. The record is from RefSeq and is a predicted model, not a curated record. Lineage: Eukaryota; Metazoa; Chordata; Chondrichthyes; Rhinopristiformes; Pristidae. Gene Ontology annotation, biological process: glial cell differentiation; positive regulation of axonogenesis. Gene Ontology annotation, molecular function: hormone activity.